Messenger RNA from Myxozyma melibiosi, 909 nucleotides. Its product is annotated as mitochondrial tricarboxylate transporter. The transcript is spliced from 7 exons. The record is from RefSeq and is a predicted model, not a curated record. Bases 1 to 909 code for a protein of 302 amino acids. NCBI's taxonomy places the organism in Eukaryota, Fungi, Ascomycota, Lipomycetes, Lipomycetales, Lipomycetaceae. Gene Ontology annotation, molecular function: citrate secondary active transmembrane transporter activity. Gene Ontology annotation, biological process: mitochondrial citrate transmembrane transport. Gene Ontology annotation, cellular component: mitochondrion.
AUGAGCAAAUCCAAGAAAGACGAGGGAUCGCUGGGCCAGCUUAUGGCCGCCGGAGUGCUCGCCGGCACGGCAGAGAUCGCCCUCACCUAUCCAUUCGAGUACCUCAAAGUACGCUCGCAGCUGCCCCCCGGUCUGUCGAACCGCAUCGGACCGAUGGGCAAGACGGUGAGGAUAUACACCGGGCAGUUGCAGGAUGAGCAGGGCGUGGUGUCGCCGCCAAAGGCGUUGGCGGCGGGGCUUUGUGCGGGAUUUUUUGAGUCGGUCAUUUUGGUUCCGUUUGAGCAUGCCAAAAUCCGCCAAAUCAGUUCUUUGAAAAAACCCCCACCAGGAACCCGCGCCGUCUUCUCACGGAUCUUCCAGCUCCACGGUCCGUUUGGUCUCUUCUACGGCUUCCUCCCCACGCUCUUCAGACAGGGCUGUUCCUCCGCGCUCCGGUUCACGGCAUACAACUCGCUCCGGCAGAUGGCGAGCGGGUUCGUGACCCCCGGCGAGCGAAUGUCGAACACGAUGAGCGGCUCGAUCGAGCUUUUUGCGUGCUAUGCGGCCGUGCUGUUUACGAUGCCGAUCGACGUCGUCAAAACCCGCGUGCAGACAUUCAGCGGUCGGCAGGCGGCGAACAGCAGCAGUUUGCUCUGCGCGUACAACAUCUUCACGAAAGAAGGCUUCCGUCCCUUGUUUGCCGGUCUGCUGCCGCGGAUUAUACGCGUGUCGGUCGCGAGCGUGCUCAUGUUCCAGAUCUAUGAGAAUGCGUAUAAGCUCACUACGGCUGCGACCAAUCUCUUGGGUAUCGAGAGUGAGCCCAGUAGCAGUAGUGGCGGCGAGGGCGAGCAGGCAAAGGUGCGAGGAUACCGUGUGAUGGAUCUGGCGUUUCUGUUUGUCUUCUAUGUCUUCUACUACGAGGAGCUUUAA